Molecule: messenger RNA, 1142 nt
Organism: Lolium rigidum
Lineage: Eukaryota; Viridiplantae; Streptophyta; Magnoliopsida; Poales; Poaceae
Exons: 7
Coding region: 107-934 (275 amino acids)
Source: RefSeq, a predicted model, not a curated record
CUCCUACACUCCAAGGCCUCUCCCCAACCUUCCAAGCUACAAGACAAAUAAGAACUCAAGAAAGAUCACACAGAGCUUCCCAAGAUCACAGACGAAGCAUUGAUCAAUGGCGGCAAAGGUGGCUGCGCCUCUCCCUUUCCGCCGCGACUUGCGGGGCCCUCUUGGCUGGCGAUCGCCGAGGAGCGGGCUGCCGGGCGCGCUAGCCGGGCUGGACUGGAGACACAGCACCCGCAGGCUCGUGGAGCCAGCGCGAGCGCGCGGGAGGAAUAACAAGUCCGGCGGGCGCGGCGCGACCAAGGACGACGAGCGCUCGGAGGAGUUGGAAGAGGCAGAGUCGGUGCUGUUAAUCGACGGGGAGGAGGACGAGGAGUUCGAGGACGGUGAUCUGUCCGGGUUCAGGGGACUCGUUCUUGAUCUCUCGUACAGGCCUGUCAAUGUUGUCUGCUGGAAGCGUGCGAUUUGCCUGGAAUUCACGGAGAAGGCCGAUGUUCUGGAGUACUACGAUCAGACGGUCUCUUCACCCAGUGGAUCAUUCUACAUCCCUGCAGUUCUCAGGGUCCCACAGCUGCUGCAGGUGAUGAAGAGAAGAAGAGUUAAACAAUGCCUUAGCCGUAAAAACAUACUUUACAGGGACGACUUCACUUGCCAGUAUUGCCCUUCGGAAGACGAUCUCACAAUUGACCAUGUCAUUCCGACUUCCCGUGGAGGCAAGUGGGAAUGGGAAAACUUGGUAACUGCAUGCUCAAGAUGCAACUCCAGGAAGGGUAAUAAGACACUGCUGCAAGCAAACAUGAAGUUACGCAAGAUCCCCAAGGCACCGAAGGAGUUCGACAUCAUCGCAGUACCCUUGACGAAAUCUGCGUUCAGGACGAUCAGGAGAAGGCAGGGGCUGCCUGAAGAGUGGUUGCAGUACAUUGCCGGGUCCUCCCCAUGAUCAAGAACUCUUCAGAAGAGAGUUCGGACUUGAACAGUCAUCACUCCAUGUAUAUACUACUAGGCUGAUCUCCAGCCAUGUCUCUCUAUCACAAAUUCUGUACAUGCUUAGCUACCUUCUGAAAAAUAAUCUGUACAUGCCACUGACUAUUAGUAAAUAAAAAAAAGAUGCUGACUUGAAUAUAAAUGUUACAUGCAGUUUGCAUCAA